AUGGGCGACAGUCCAAAGGGUGAUCUUUCUACAACAUCCUCUAUGCACACUAGCAUUCUGCAAGAGGCUCUUGGGAGACGAGCUUCAGAAUCAUUGAUGUACAGCUAUAAAAGAAGCUUCAAUGUAUUUGUUGCCAAACUGACCGAGGAAGAGAAGAACAGAAUCACAAACAUGGAUGCAGUUGUAUCAGUGUUCCCAAAUGGUAGAAAGGAGCUGCAUACAACGAGGUCAUGGGAUUUCGUCGGUUUACCUCAACAAGUUACAAGAAGAACAAGUGUGGAGAGCGACCUUAUAAUAGGAAUGCUAGACACUGGAAUUUGGCCAGAGUCACAAAGUUUCAAUGAUCAACAUUUUUCUGCUCCUCCAACUAAGUGGAAAGGCACCUGUCAAUCCUCACUUAACUUCACUUGCAAUAAAAAAAUCAUCGGAGCAAAAUACUAUCGAGUUAAUGGAGAAUUUCCUCUGGGGGAUUUUCAAUCUCCAAGAGACACAGAAGGACAUGGAUCACAUACAGCAUCCAUAGCAGCAGGGCGAUCUGUUAGCAACGCAAGCUUGUAUGGUCUUGGGUCAGGAAUAGCUCGAGGAGGGGUACCUUCUGCAAGGAUAGCUGUGUACAAAAUAUGAUGGUCUGAUAGUUGCUACGAUGCUGAUAUUCUAGCAGCAUUCGAUGAUGCAAUUGCUGAUGGAGUUGAUAUCAUCUCACUCUCAGUAGGAGGGUCUUCACCUUAUCAAUACUUUGAAGAUUCAAUAGCCAUUGGAGCUUUCCAUUCAAUGAAGAAUGGGAUCCUCACGUCGAAUUCUGCAGGCAAUUCUGGUCCUGAUCCUCAAACCGUGACCAAUUUGUCGCCUUGGUCACUCUCAGUUGCUGCUAGUACCAUCGAUAGGAGAUUUGUCACUGAUGUGCAAUUAGGAAAUGGUGAAGUAUAUGAGGGGGUAUCCAUCAACACUUUUGACCUCGAGGACCAGUAUCCACUAGUUUAUGGUGGAGAUGUUCCGAAUACUGAGGCAGGGUAUAAUGGAUCUGAAUCCAGGUACUGUGAAGAAAAUUCAUUGGACAAAAGUAAGGUUAGAGGCAAAAUUGUCCUCUGCGAUUGGACUUACAAUGGAACAAUUAUAGCUGGAGCUGUUGGAGCUAUAAUGCAAGAUGAUUUCAAUGAUGCUGCCUUUUCUUUCCCCAUAUCAUCUACAUACUUGAGCACAAACGAUGGCACCGAAGUUUACAAUUACCUAUAUAAAACACGUAAACCAACAGGAAGAAUUCUAAAAAGUAGUGAGAAGGGAUCAGAAUCUGCCCCUUUCGUGGUUUCCUUUUCAUCAAGAGGACCCAAUGCAAUUACAAGCGAUAUUCUAAAGCCUGAUUUGAGUGCACCUGGAGUGGACAUACUAGCAGCUUGGUCUGAAGGUACCGCUGUAACCGGUAAUAUACAUGGAGACAAACGAGUAGUUCCAUUUAACAUAAUAUCCGGGACGUCUAUGGCUUGUCCUCAUGCUACUGCAGCAGCCCUCUAUGUUAAAUCAUUCAACCCAACAAUGUCUCCCACUGCCAUCAAGUCUGCUCUAAUGACUACCGGUAAACUCUUAUAUUCCACUUCCAAUUAUACGACACUCUUUCAAAAAAUUCUGUUAUAUACAGCUACACCUAUGAGCUCCAGUGCAAACAGUGAGGCAGAAUUUGCAUACGGGUCUGGUCAAAUAAAUCCAAUAAAAGCUGCACAUCCAGGUCUGGUGUACGACAUGGUAGAAAAUGAUUACGUGAAAUUCUUGUGUGGCGAAGGAUACAGUACCAAGAAUUUGCGGAUUAUUACAGGGGAUAAGACUUCUUGUAGUACUUCUCAAACUGAUGCAACUGUUUGGGAUCUAAACUACCCUUCUUUCACAAUUUCUUCAAAAAAAACUCAGAUCACCCGAGUUUUUCAUAGGACGGUCACCAACGUUGGUACGCCAGUUUCAACUUACAGAGCAACUAUUGUAGCACCUCAGGGACUCAACGUUCGAGUGGAACCAAGCCUUAUAACAUUCAGAUCAACAGGGCAGAAGCAAUCGUUCGUGGUGUCGAUAAUGGCACAGAUAAAUGACUCUAUGAUUUCAGGUUCUUUGGUGUGGGAUGAUGGUGUGCAUCUAGUUAGGAGCCCUAUUGUUGCUUAUGCUUCUGCAUAA
Solanum stenotomum is the source of this 2157-nucleotide messenger RNA. Its product is annotated as cucumisin-like. Gene Ontology annotation, molecular function: serine-type endopeptidase activity. Gene Ontology annotation, biological process: proteolysis. Lineage: Eukaryota; Viridiplantae; Streptophyta; Magnoliopsida; Solanales; Solanaceae. The record is from RefSeq and is a predicted model, not a curated record.